AUGUACCUCAGCGCUGUAAAUCACCGCAUUCCUCUAAGUGAUGGAAACAGCAUUCCGGUCAUUGGUCUUGGGACAUACUCAGAACCUAAACUGACCCCUAAGGGGACCUGUGCAAAGUCAGUGAAGACUGCCAUUGAUGUAGGGUACCGGCACAUUGAUGGGGCCUACAUCUACCAGAAUGAGCACGAAGUGGGCGAGGCCAUCAGGGAGAAGAUAAAAGAAGGAAAGGUGCGGAGAGAGGAUAUUUUCUACUGUGGAAAGCUGUGGGCUACAAAGCAUGACCCAGAGAUGGUCCGCCCAACUCUGGAGAAGACACUUAAUGUCCUCCAGCUAGAUUAUGUGGAUCUUUACAUCAUUGAAAUACCCAUGGCUUUCAAGCCAGGAGAUGAACCCUAUCCUAAAGAUGAGAAUGGCAAAUGGUUAUAUCACAAGUCAAAUCUAUGUGCCACUUGGGAGGCUUUGGAAGCUUGCAAAGAUGCUGGUUUGGUGAAAUCUCUUGGAGUAUCCAAUUUUAACCGCAGGCAGCUGGAACUCAUCUUGAACAAACCAGGACUCAAAUAUAAGCCAGUCAGCAACCAGGUUGAGUGCCAUCCAUAUUUCACCCAGCCAAAACUCUUGAAAUUUUGCCAACAACAUGAUAUUGUCAUUAUUGCAUACAGCCCUCUGGGUACCUCUAGGAAUCCAAGCUGGGUGAAUGUAUCCUCCCCACCUUUGCUAAAGGAUGAACUUCUAAACGCACUGGGAAAAAAGUACAAUAAGACAGCAGCUCAAGUUGUUUUACGUUUCAACAUCCAGAGAGGCGUGGUUGUUAUUCCUAAAAGCUUUAACCCUGAAAGGAUCAAAGAAAACUUUCAAAUCUUUGACUUUUCUCUCACUGAAGAAGAAAUGAAGGACAUUGAGGCCCUGAAUAAAAAUGUCCGCUUCGUGGAGAUGCUCAUGUGGUGUGAUCAUCCUGAAUACCCAUUUCAUGAUGAAUACUGACUUCAGAAUGCUCCUGAACUGAUUUUUCCCUCCCAUGAAUGUCAGAGCCUUGGGCCGGGUAGUUCCCCCAGAUGAAGAAAUUUUAAAAGUUUUACUAUCUUUAGAUAAAGUGGUGAUGUUAACAUGCUUGAGUUUUGUGCAGAGUAAAUGACUUGGCUUAGGUAUAUGAAGAAAAAAAUAUGUUUAAGUCUGUUGAAAUAAUUAUUUGGAAAUUAUAAGCUAAUAUUUUAUUAGAUCAAGGUCUU
Molecule: messenger RNA, 1226 nt
Organism: Neogale vison (American mink)
Lineage: Eukaryota; Metazoa; Chordata; Mammalia; Carnivora; Mustelidae
Gene: AKR1D1
Product: aldo-keto reductase family 1 member D1
Exons: 9
Coding region: 1-981 (326 amino acids)
Biological process (GO): bile acid biosynthetic process
Cellular component (GO): cytosol
Molecular function (GO): ketosteroid monooxygenase activity; Delta4-3-oxosteroid 5beta-reductase activity; steroid dehydrogenase activity
Source: RefSeq, a predicted model, not a curated record